Aspergillus saccharolyticus JOP 1030-1 is the source of this 2500-nucleotide messenger RNA. RefSeq names its product CCCH zinc finger protein. Bases 145 to 2226 code for a protein of 693 amino acids. Gene Ontology annotation, biological process: box C/D snoRNP assembly. The transcript has a single exon. The record is from RefSeq and is a predicted model, not a curated record. Gene Ontology annotation, cellular component: nucleus. NCBI's taxonomy places the organism in Eukaryota, Fungi, Ascomycota, Eurotiomycetes, Eurotiales, Aspergillaceae. Gene Ontology annotation, molecular function: metal ion binding; RNA binding.
GUCCCAUCCAGCCGCCGCCCAUUUUGUUAUAAGACUUAGCGCCGAAACUCGACCUCGCCGCCCUUAGAUUCUGAAGAGGAAGAGAAUGGCGUGCAUGCUGGCCUUCACUGUCUCUUCUGGAAGAUCUAUUGCGGUCCUCUCGCCAUGAACAACAAUCCGCAGGGCUUCUCUUUUCCUCCGCCUCCUCCCCCUCCUCCUUCUUCCUCCCAGCAACAGCAUCAAUCGCACCAGCCGCCACACCAGCAGCAUCCGCACCCGCAGCAACAGUACCACCAUGGCCACAACGCGGCCGCCUAUGCAUCUCAGUACAAUGCAGGCUAUCACGGUCAACAACGCGGCGGACGCGCCUCCGGUGCACAUCACCGAGGGCGCGGGAGAGGAGGUUACGGAAAUCCUCACCGUGGCGGCGGUGGAGGAGGAGGAGGUGGUGGUGGUGGACGUGGCGGUCACUACAUGACACCCGAUGUCAAUGUGAACCGGGGAUAUCCGACUGCCACCGUCGCCGCCACCGGGCCUGGGUCUGUCGGCGGAUACACACCUAUGAAUUAUGCGGGAUAUACGCCUCAACCUCUUUCUGCCACUCCACAAGCGAUUCCGACCCCUCAGUUCGCGCCCACCCGGUCCCCGAACUUUCAGCAUCGCUCUUCAAAUGCACCCUCAUUCAAUCCCUCCCAAUCCUACGUUCCAGCCCCCGUAGCACAUGUGCCGACGCCCUACCAAGCCCAAUCGAAAUACCCUACGGCCGCUGCUCAACCCGCUCCUACAUAUCCGCCCGCUGUGCCUUCUCACAACUAUGUCACGCAACCGGUUCAACCCCCAAUGAUGGGGCCGCCGAUGCGCUGGGGGUUUGACAACCAGGGACAAACAAGUUCCUUCCCAGGUGGCCAGCGCGGUCACCAGCGAGGCGGACGGCCGUUUAGCAAUUACAAUGCCCCAUCGGACAAGCCCAUGAAUCACGGCAACAAGCGAGACCAUAACUCGGCCUUUGGUCGUCCGCCACAGGCGAGUGCGCCUCGAGUUGCCGCACCACCACCAGUUCCUAGUUUCGGAAACCCCCUGCUACCCUCCAAACCUCCUUUGCCAGCUGACGCCACCCGCAAGCCUAAGAAAAAGAAAAGGAAGCAUAACCAGCUUGGGUUGACACCGAAAACGGAGGAUCACGAGUCUAGUGAAGAGGAAGACGACGUGGACGAGGAGGCACGGCUGGCUGCGGAGGGAGCAACCGCAGCGGCGAGCGCUUCCGCGCCUCUGCAGUUCACCUACAGAGGACGCACUUCAACGCUACAGACGCCGGAUGAUAUCAAAGCUUGGAUUGAGGAGCGUAAGAAGCGGUUCCCCACUCAAGCAAGAGUUGAAGAGAAGAAGAAGGCGAUGGAGGAAGCCAAAAAGGCCCGAGACGAGGCGCUGCGGCAGAAGAAGCAGCAGCGACAUGAGCAGAAACACCCGCAGAAGGAUUCAAAGAACCAGAAAGAGCGCGAGCAGCACAACUACAAGGAUGAGCAGAAAGAUUCCAGUGAUCCCAUUGAUAUUGCUGCAAAGGCCAAGCUGAAAGCUGAUAAGCUACGGCGAAAACUGAUGAGGGAAGAGAAGAGGGUUGCCAAAGCAGAAGCCGAUGCUGAGAGGGCACGUAUGAGAGUGGAGGAACUCCAGAGAAGCUCCACAGGCACAUCCAACGAGCAGGUCCAGUCUGGUCCUCGAGCUGAAACGGCAUCAGAUGCUCAGAUUGAGCUGCCAGCGCCUGCUGCAACCGCAGCCGGCGGCCUGGACGUCGAGGAGAACCUUGCGACGACUGAUGCAACCAUACCGGCCGCGGGAGCUCCAGCCGAUGAGGGAACCAGCGUAUCCUCUCCAAAAGACUCCGACAGCAGCGACUGGACGUCUUCGAGCGGAUUUGACUCUUCUUCGGAGGAUUCUGGUGACAGUGACGAUGAUGCUGCGCCGGACCAAGCCACCUCCAAACGCGAAGGACCGGAGCGAGUGCCGCCUCCGGUUCGCGAACCGAAGAAGAAGGUCUGCCGGCAUUUUGCCCGAACUGGUCGUUGUAUGCAUGGAAAUAAGUGCAAAUUUUCGCACGAAGUGCCCGAGCGAGGAGGCAAAACAAAGGCCGCUGAGCCAAAGGGACGAAAGGGGCUUUUCCAAGCAGUAAGUCUUCCUUGCCUAUUUUCUAGAACUGCAUUUCGAACUAACUGGCACCCAGCUUUUGGACCGUCAAAGGACCGAGGAUGAUCGUAAGGUGAUGGAAGCCAUCGUCUGGCUGGGAGAAAACGGCAUGCUUGAUGAAUCGAGAGAAUCCGGGAACAGCAACGGUGCGACCUCUGGAAGAGAGGAAGUGAAGGCUGAUCCGGAACACGAAGACCGGCAGGAGGAGGCGAUGGUGUCCGAGGGCACGGAGCCCUGACAGGGGUCUGAUACCGCUGCUGCCACGACCGCAUAGAUGACUGCAUAACAUAUAGUUAAACGUUCUCCAGCAUCAUUGUAGCGGCAAUGCAUUGUAUAUACA